Messenger RNA from Tilletiopsis washingtonensis, 1621 nucleotides. Its product is annotated as Metallo-hydrolase/oxidoreductase. The transcript has 6 exons. Gene Ontology annotation, cellular component: membrane-bounded organelle; cytoplasm. Gene Ontology annotation, molecular function: N-acylphosphatidylethanolamine-specific phospholipase D activity. The record is from RefSeq and is a predicted model, not a curated record. Lineage: Eukaryota; Fungi; Basidiomycota; Exobasidiomycetes; Entylomatales. Gene Ontology annotation, biological process: N-acylphosphatidylethanolamine metabolic process; N-acylethanolamine metabolic process. The coding region runs from base 17 to 1621 and encodes 534 amino acids.
CCGCACGCCGCCGACGAUGGCUGCCUCCUCCUCGCACUCGCGCGACUCGCUCAGCACGUCCGACGAGCCGCGCCACAACGACGACGCCGAGGCGCGCUACACGCUCGUGCUCACGCGCCGCUCCGACGAUCCCGCGCGCGAUGCGGCGUCGCUGCCGCGCGACCAGCUGCCGUCGCACCACGUGCCGACGCUCGUCGCCCGGGCGGCGCGCGUGCGCAGCGUCGUGCGCUCCGCCGUGGCCAAGGUCAAGCCGGGCGACAAGGCCAAGACGCACGACUAUCUCAACGACGGCGCGCUCGCGGCACUGACGUUCCAGAACCCGUGGGAUAGCUUCCGCAAGCCCACGGUGCACGACAUGAUCAACGGAGGUCUCAAGUGGGGCCUGCCGCGCGGCUACGACGAGGGCGAGGGCAAGGGCAAGUACCGCGGCAAGGGCAAGGCGGCAGACAAGCGCCUGCAGGAGCUCGGCGAGAGCCUGCGCGACAUUGCCGUGCGCAAGCCAGACUGGGGCGAAGGGCUAGACGACGGAGGACAGGGCGUGCGCGUGACGUGGCUCGGACACGCCACGACCUUGAUAUCCUUUCCGCCGCUCGGCAGCGCGCCGGACGGCAGCAAGCGUGCCUUCAACGUGCUCAUAGACCCCGUGUUCAGCGAGCGCUGCUCCCCGUCACAGACGGCCGGACCGAUCCGCUUCACGCCGGCCCCAUGUUCCAUCGACGACGACAAUUUCCCCUUGAUCGACUGCUGCCUGAUCAGCCACUCGCACUACGACCACCAGGACUACAACUCGCUGCGCGACCUGCUGCGGACACGCGGCUCGGCACUCAACGUGCUCGUGCCGCUGGGCAACAAGCACUGGUUCACCGAGUCCGGCUUUGCCGACGACCAGGUCUCCGAGCUUGACUGGUGGGACGAGGCGGCGAUCGAGUUCGGCGGCGCAUCGCGCAUGCGCAUCGUGUGCACGCCGGCGCAGCACGGCUCUGGGCGGGGCGCCGGCGACAAGGACGUCACGCUCUGGAGCAGCUGGCUUAUCGAGCGCGUGGCCAGCGAGGACGAGCGCUAUCGCGUCUUCUUCGCCGGCGACACGGGCCUGCGGUUUAAGAACGAGAACCGCAAGCCGCGCUCGGCGUAUCCCGUGUGCCCCGCCUUCCGCGAGAUCAGCAUCCGCUACGGCGUGCCGCAUCUGCUGCUGCUCCCCAUCUCUGUGGGCUCGAGCCUGAGCUACGUACGGUCCUUCGAUCCCUUUCCUCGCGCUUACAGUCCUUGGCCCCGCGUCGAGUCGCCCCUCACGAGCGCGAUCCACAUGGACGGGCAGGACAGCGUCGACUGCGCCAAGAUCAUGCGGCUGGAGGGCGAGACGGACGAUGCCGCCGUCAAGGCACGCAAGCGGGGGCCCAGGUCAGGCCCGACGUGUCUCGCCGUCCACUACGGCACGUUCGUGCGCAACGCGGCACAAACACGCGGGGACCUGCGCAUGCUCUUUGACGCAUGCGAGCGCGACGGCAUGCGCUUCAUCCGCACCCACGACGGGCACUACGACGCCGCGGCGUCGCCCAGCGGCAAGGGCCGCUUCCUCGUCUCGGACCAGGGCGAGACUGUCUCGCUGCCGCUCGACGCCUGA